Pungitius pungitius (ninespine stickleback) is the source of this 1475-nucleotide messenger RNA. It is a transcript of the gene rp9, whose product is annotated as RP9 pre-mRNA splicing factor. Lineage: Eukaryota; Metazoa; Chordata; Actinopteri; Perciformes; Gasterosteidae. The record is from RefSeq and is a predicted model, not a curated record. The transcript is spliced from 6 exons. The coding region runs from base 193 to 834 and encodes 213 amino acids. Gene Ontology annotation, biological process: RNA splicing.
CGCUGGACUUUAACAGCUGCACAGGAAGUCCAGCACCACCGAGAGGAGACGUCUGCUAGCUAACUGCUGCUUAGCACCUCGGCCGACGCUCUUCAAACCGUUUAAAAAAAAAAAAAAAAAAAACUAAAUGAACCCCGAAUUGCUGGCAUCAUUCUGUGAGUGAAUGAUUCUCCGGUCGUCGGUAGCGGGGCGAUGUCGGACCGAAAGCGAAGACGAGAGAAGGACGAGCGAAGCGAACACAAGAAGCACAAGUCCUCCAAACAGGAUUUGGAGAAACUCAAAACACACACGAAGAAACUCAACCAAGAAGUCCAGCAGCUGAAACACGUCGAGACGUUCUAUGAGAAACCUCCACCGGGACUCAUCAAGGAGCACGAGGACAAGCCGGAGGACUGUAUCCCCGCGGAACCCGGAAAUGAAGCAGCCAGGACCUUCCUGGCCAAGGCUCCCACCCGGGGGCUGUGGAUGCCUCUGGGGAAGGAGGUGAAGGUGAUGCAGUGUUGGAGAUGUAAGCGCUACGGCCACAGGACGGGAGACAAGGAGUGUCCCUUCUUCAUCAAGGGCAACCAGAAACUGGAGCAGUUCAGAGUGGCUCACGAAGACCCGAUGUACGACAUCAUUCGAGAAAACAAAAGGAACGAAAAGGAAACCAGGAUCCAACAGCUGCAGAAGUUGCUUCAAGACACCACUUCCUCCAGCUCGGACAGCUCCUCUUCCUCCGCCGACCACCAUCGCGGCAAGAAAAGGAAAAAGAGGAAGGAUAAAAAGAAGAAAGACAGAAAGAGGAAAGGGAAACGAAAGCACAAGACCUCAGACUCCUCGGACUCGGAUUGAGUGUUAUGAACAUGUACUAAAUGUACUCGUAAACUGAUUGAAGUGUGUCCUGCAGAGCGACCUCGGUGGCAACGGCUCUCCGAAGAGCCGCUUGAGCCUUUUUCUCUGCUGGGUAACACGGUACAAACCAAGUCCCCCGCUGAGCGCUCUCCAGGACCGUAGAACAACACGGAGCCAUAUGGCACCGCUGCCUAACUGCGUUUGUGCAUAUGUGUGUCAGGAAGCGUUAGCUGCAUGCCUAAUUAAUCUUAAGUGAUACAAAACAAGCCCGCUGCUGUGCGAGAUGAUGUUCUCUUGUGGCCUCCGAUGAGAUAGCAUGUCGGCGAAUACGGCAUGUCGUUAAAAGAUUGUGUUUUCCACCAUAUUUUUGUAUCGCCGCCAUCUCUCUGUCAUUAAAUACUUUAAUUGCAGAGUGUUAAAUGCAGAGGGGUGGAAAGAAAGACAGAAAUUAGUAGAGUUAUAGUUUGUUUCCCACACAGGCUUGAAUGUUUGAGUGCUUGUGACUGUACAUAAAUAUUUGGAAUGAUUUGAGGUUGGAAUAUGCUUAUUUGCUCUGAAAGAAAAAAAAAGCCACAGAGAUGGGAAAGAAUGUAUGUGAAUGUGCGCCCUUAUUCUGAGAAUAAAGAUUACUCUUUCUCCAA